AUGUGGCCAAAAAAUGAGCAAACGCACCACCACAGCGCGAGAGUUCAACUCGCCAAAGUCGCGGACGCUGCCCUGUCAGGAUUGCAGGAAGCUUUGGAAAUGGCUGCAGAUGUCGCAGGAGACACUGGUGUUCCCGGCCUGCAAAGCGGAUUGACGGCACUGGCAGGGAUUCUGGCAAAGAUCAAGACGAACAUUGACGAUGCAAAGUCGCUGACAGAGCGUAUUGAUGCCUUCAAGGCCGUGCUCAAAGAAGUUCGUCAAAUACCUUCAGACCAAGUUCCAAGACAACUUCGGGAUCAAAUGAUAGAUACGUUUGAGUGA
Molecule: messenger RNA, 321 nt
Organism: Phanerochaete carnosa HHB-10118-sp
Lineage: Eukaryota; Fungi; Basidiomycota; Agaricomycetes; Polyporales; Phanerochaetaceae
Exons: 2
Coding region: 1-321 (106 amino acids)
Source: RefSeq, a predicted model, not a curated record